This is a messenger RNA of Beauveria bassiana ARSEF 2860, 2016 nucleotides long. Its product is annotated as FAD binding domain protein. The record is from RefSeq and is a predicted model, not a curated record. The transcript has 3 exons. The coding region runs from base 1 to 2016 and encodes 671 amino acids. Lineage: Eukaryota; Fungi; Ascomycota; Sordariomycetes; Hypocreales; Cordycipitaceae. Gene Ontology annotation, molecular function: FAD binding.
AUGGCACCCGUCAAAGAGAGUUGCGUUGAUGUGCUCAUCAUUGGUGCCGGUCCUGCUGGUCUGAUGAUGGCUGCCUGGAUGGCCAAGUGCGGCAUCAGCACACGCAUCGUCGACAAGCGCAGCACAAAGGUUUUCAACGGCCAGGCCGACGGCCUCCAGUGCCGCACACUCGAGAUUAUGGACUCGUUGGGCUUUGGCCACCGCGCGUGGCGCGAGUCCAACCACGUGCUCGAGUUUUGCAUGUGGAACCCCGACGAGGCCGGUGUUUUGCGCCGCAGCGACCGCAUGGCCGACACCGUGCCCGGGCUGAGUCGCUUCCAGCAGUCGGUCCUGCAGCAAGGGCGCAUCGAGCGCUUCUUCCUCGACGAGAUUGAGGCGUGCAGCGAUAUCCGCGUCGAGCGCGCCGUCAUGCCGACAAGCCUCGACAUUGACGAAGCGGCCGUCGACGACCCGGAAGCCUAUCCGAUUACGGUUGCGCUGCGGCAUCUGACCGAGCAAGAGGCCACGCCCGCACAGGUGGCCUCGGCGACAAAGGACGGCUUGUACAGGAGUAAUCUGGCAAAGGACGAUACGGAGGACCUCCUGGCCGCGUCCAAGCUCAACGCAAAGGCCAACAUGGAGGAGAUUGUGCGUGCCAAAUAUGUACUCGGUUCCGACGGCGCGCACUCUUGGACACGCAAGCAGAUUGGCCUGGCUCUCGAAGGCGAAUCGACAGAUUACAUCUGGGGCGUGCUCGACAUUGUGCCCAUUACCGAUUUCCCCGACAUUCGCAUGCGCUGCGCCAUUCACUCUGCCAGCUCGGGCAGCAUCAUGAUUAUCCCGCGCGAGAACAAGCUCGUGCGCGUAUACGUGCAGCUGACCAAGACGGCAAAGACGGGCGACGAGGCGGGCAGUCGCGCUGAUCGGUCCAGCAUCAGCCCCGCGUCCAUACUCGCCGAGGCGCAAAAGAUUAUGGCGCCAUACACGAUUUCGUACAAGACGAUAGACUGGUGGACGGCGUAUCAGAUUGGCCAGCGGGUCGGAACGCAGUUUUCGGUACAUGAACGAGUCUUUCUCGCCGGUGAUGCGGUGCAUACUCACAGCCCCAAAGCCGGUCAGGGUAUGAAUGUGAGCAUGCAGGAUACAUUUAAUCUCGGGUGGAAGGUUGCCAGUGUAGUCAAAGGCCAGGCGAGCCGAUCAAUCCUCAAGACGUAUCAGUCUGAACGGAGAAAGGUGGCGCAAGACUUGAUAGCGUUCGACCACAAAUUCUCUCGCCUCUUUUCUGGUCGUCCCGCCAGAGACGAAACCGAUACCGAAGGCAUCAAAAUGUCCGAUUUUAAGAGUACACUCGAGGACAACAAUGUAUUCGUCAGCGGAACCAAGGUCAACUAUGGUGCCAGCACCAUCGUUGCCAAGGCCGGCGACGCGGCGACUCAGGGAGAUGGAACAGACGUCUCCGCCGGUGCUGAAAGCGUCCGCCUUGUAUCCAAGGAGGAACUCGCGCCCGGGAUCACUGUCGGCAUGCGCAUCCCCAGCUUCAAGGUUCUCAGCCAGGCCGACGCCCGACCGUGGCAUCUCCACGAACUGCUUCCGAGCAACGGCCGGUGGCGCGUGCUCGUCUUUCCCGGCAACGUGCAGAGCCCCGCGCAGGCCGCGCAGCUCGACGCCGUCGCUACAGACUUUGAUGCCGCCCAUUCAUUCAUUUCUCGCUUCACGCCUGCCGACGGUCCGAUUGACGCCGUGUUUGACAUUUUCGCCGUGCACAAGGCCAAGCGCACCGCCGUCACCAUUUUUGACUUUCCUUGCAUCUUUAGACGGUUUUCCGAAACCGACGGAUACGACUAUGACAAGAUUUUUGUCGACGACAGCUCGUAUCAUGAGGAACACGGCGAUAUCUACAAGGAAUGUAGCAUUUCUGAGCAAGGCUGCAUUGUGGUGUUGCGCCCGGACCAACACGUCUCUUAUAUUGGGCCGCUGAAUGAGCCCGCCGCUGUAACGCAAUUCUUCUCCGGAUUCAUGAUAGAACAAGCUAAAUAG